UGUAGAUACAGCAAUAGUACAGUGACUUUGAAGUGUGGAUAUUAAAAUAGUUGCCGAAAGUUUUUAUUAAAAUUUUUUUUAAUAACCCGAAUCUAUUUAAAAUAAAUUAUUUCACAUUGAUCCGAUUUAUUAAAGAAGGCAGAUAAAAACUGAAUAUUUAAAAAGAAAGAUAAUCAGUUUAACAUGGCACAGCAAUUUUUUAAUCGAAUUGGGCAAUUAGGCUUGGGAGUAGCUGUUUUGGGGGGAGUUGUUAAUUCUGCAUUAUAUAACGUUGAUGGUGGACAUCGUGCUGUAAUUUUUGAUAGGUUUACUGGUGUUAAACAAGAUGUUGUAGGAGAAGGUACACAUUUUUUUAUUCCAUGGGUUCAAAGACCAAUUAUCUAUGAUAUAAGAUCUCAGCCUAGAAAUGUGCCAGUAAUAACUGGAAGCAAGGAUUUACAAAAUGUGAAUAUCACACUACGUAUUUUAUAUAGACCAAUACCAGAUCAGUUACCGAAAAUUUACACAAUAUUGGGUCAAGACUACGAUGAACGUGUCUUACCAUCUAUUACAACUGAAGUUUUAAAAGCAGUUGUUGCACAAUUUGACGCUGGAGAGCUUAUUACACAGAGAGAGAUGGUGUCACAAAAAGUUUCUGAAGAAUUAACGGAAAGAGCAAAUCAAUUCGGUUUUAUCUUGGAUGACAUUUCAAUUACACAUCUGACAUUUGGUCGCGAAUUCACAAUGGCUGUAGAAAUGAAACAAGUUGCCCAACAAGAAGCUGAAAAAGCGCGAUUUGUUGUUGAAAAAGCUGAACAACAAAAGAAAGCUGCUAUUAUUUCCGCAGAAGGUGAUGCACAAGCUGCCGAAUUAUUAGCUAAAUCAUUUGCUGAAGCAGGUGAUGGUUUGGUUGAAUUAAGAAGAAUUGAAGCUGCAGAAGAUAUUGCUUAUCAAUUAGCAAGGUCAAGAGGUGUUGCUUAUCUUCCCGGGGGCCAAAAUUUACUAUUAAAUAUUCCAACAAACUUGCAACAGCAAUAAUCUAAUUUUUAAUUUUUGUUAUUUUUGGCGCAUUUAAUUUUCUUUUAUUGUUUGCAGUACAAUAUGUACGUAUUCAGUUGAAAAAAUCAUUUAUACUUAAAGUAGAUUAUAGUAACUAGUGAGCUGUUGCAAAACAUUUCUGAAUGAAUAAUAAGUCCUUUACUAAUUUUUUACUAUUUUGGAGGAAGGACAAUAUUUGCGAAUAGAAUUUCUUUAUGCGCAUUAAACUAUAUGCAUGUAGGAAUUAAGUGAAAUGUAUAAAUAAAAGAAAUAAUUUUUUAUAAUAGA
Messenger RNA from Condylostylus longicornis, 1305 nucleotides. RefSeq names its product protein l(2)37Cc (gene Phb1). Lineage: Eukaryota; Metazoa; Arthropoda; Insecta; Diptera; Dolichopodidae. The record is from RefSeq and is a predicted model, not a curated record. The transcript has 3 exons. Gene Ontology annotation, cellular component: membrane; mitochondrion. Gene Ontology annotation, biological process: mitochondrion organization. The coding region runs from base 184 to 1017 and encodes 277 amino acids.